This is a messenger RNA of Sparassis crispa, 183 nucleotides long. RefSeq lists its product as hypothetical. Bases 1 to 183 code for a protein of 60 amino acids. The transcript has 2 exons. Lineage: Eukaryota; Fungi; Basidiomycota; Agaricomycetes; Polyporales; Sparassidaceae. The record is from RefSeq and is a predicted model, not a curated record.
AUGCAGUUGGAGGGGUUGCCUUCAGGAGCUGCUACUGGAGCCGUUCCGGAUUGGAGCAAUCCCCACAUCGCGCGAGGUGUCGAUGAUACUGGCAGUUGUACUCCGAAUGCCCUCAACACCCUUUUGGACUCUGAGGCCAUGCGGUCCAAGUAUCUGGUGUAUAUUAACACCCUUCAAUUGUAA